AUGCCAGCAGUCCCCUCCGCCAUCGAGCUGCUAGGAAACUCCCUUGUACAUCGCAGCACCAACAUAACCUCGCCCAAUGCCACGGUUCAAGUUCUAGAGGUUGUCUGCGCUUGGCCAGUUUCUGGGCAAUAUGGACCGGGAACUCGAGUUCUCUACUAUGCCUCGAUGGCAGCCUGUAUUUUUGCGCGCAAAUUGGAAUGGAUUCGCAGCGCUUGUUUGGCUGCAGCGCUGCUGUUCCCAGCCGUUGCAGCUCUCCAUGGAAUCGUUCUAGCGACUCUUCAUCGAAAUGGCGCUGUCGAUAUGGAUGUCUAUGGCGCUUUCCAAUUAUGCGCCAUUGGGAUCCUUACAGCACCAGUGACGGUGCGACUCUCUAAGACUUAUUUCAACAACCCUGGUCGCGACAUCAUAUUCCUCUGGACUGGCCUCCUUCUGGCUGGGCUCCUAAGUUUGACUGUGGAGUUUAUUCGUUUAGAUGCCACAACUUGCCCGCCCGAUGACCCAGCCUCAAUUGCGUGGACCCUAACGGGUAAAUUCUUUUAUAACAGCACAUGCGGCAUGACUUGUGGCGCUGAUGGCCCCUUUUCACCAUUGAGACAGGACUCAGCGGACAACAUCUACGUGAUUCCGGUGCCCCACGAGCUCACCUUCAAUACAGCGACUCUCCUCGCAGCAGCAUGCUGCAUUCCUGCUAUCCUGUCCCUUGUAUCAACCUGGAUUAAAAUCCUCGAGAAGAAUUGGGAGAAAAUAUCUCCUAAAGAUCGACCAUAUGAGAAAUCUGAUGAACAGCCUAUUGAAGGCACCAAUGGAGCAACGCCCAAGCAAAUGACUGGAAUUGCCAACAGAAUACGAGGCUGGCUGACACUGAUUGAGAUCCCGGUGUUUAUUGCAGCCGUACUGGCAAUAUUGAUCAAGGGCGAGAUGAAUUUCUUCAGUCCUCCUGUCAAGUAUCAAACAGAGCCCAUACAAAGUAUUGGCCAAUGGGCACCGAUUGUUGGUACAGGACUUGCUGUGAUCGGCUCGCUGUACCUUUUACUCGCAGCUGACAUGGAGGCCGAGGAGAACGAAAGCCAGGAACUAGAGACUCAAGCCCCUCAGUCAGAUGGACGAGUUCCUACACAAUGCCAAGCAUGUGCAAGAUGUCAUCAUCAUACAAUCUCAAAUGAGAUCACCGACAGGGACUCGGAUUCUCCACGAAGCUCUCAAAGUGAGAGGGACCAACUUAGCACGGAAAUUGGGAGAAUAGCAACUGAGCCUUCAGUCUCCUCCACAAAGAUACGCCGCGCUACUACAAAUCAAUCCAUGAAGUCCAUAGACACAGGUGGCAGACGACAAGUAGCUCGGCUUCUCAACCUGGCGAGCAAACAACUCGCUGCUAAAGCACACAAUCACAUGGAAGAUUCCGGAUUCAAUGCUCAAGAAAAAAUGAAAUUUCCCGAAAUCCCGGGCGAAUUCCUUCGGAAUGAGAAGUUACCCGAUAUUCAAAAGGCUUACAGCAACACGCCGCUGCCGCGAUCAAGAGCUACCAGCUUUGUUGGUAGCGUUAGGUCUAACUCGUCUAAUGGCGAGGGGAGCUCAAGGAUACUACAGGGUCCGUUCCGACAAUUAUCGUUGCAAGUUCCACCUCCAGCACGCAUGACUGGUCAUCGGCCACACUCGAAUACUCUUCCAUCAAGAAGAAACUCCUUCGAAUACACUAUCCAGCAGAAAGGCACAAUUACGCCCAGCUGGACUGAAGAACCAGGUAGCUUGGACGGGAUGCCAUAUUUUGAACGACAUCCUGCAAGCCCUUCGCCGAACACUGCGCCUACCGAUUUUCAGGUUAGCCUGAGUACACCUCCAUGUCCUCAAGAUACAGCACCCCAAAUUGUGGUUUCUUCAAGUAAAGAAGAGCAAGAAGAGCAAAAGGGGCAAAAGGGGCAAAAAGAUUUGGACUGA
This is a messenger RNA of Penicillium daleae, 1935 nucleotides long. RefSeq lists its product as uncharacterized. The coding region runs from base 1 to 1935 and encodes 644 amino acids. The transcript is spliced from 4 exons. The record is from RefSeq and is a predicted model, not a curated record. Lineage: Eukaryota; Fungi; Ascomycota; Eurotiomycetes; Eurotiales; Aspergillaceae.